AUGCGCGAUGAAAACAACGCUAUCUCUAAAUCCACCGUUGAAAGAACAAUCAAACGCUUCGAGGAAACUAGCAGCGUGAAAAAUCGCCCAAUACCUGGACGCCCAGUAUUAGCAACUAGUGAAGAAAAGCAAAUGGAUGCUGCGCAAUCAUUCGUUGAAGAUCCACACCUCAGCAUUCGUAAAGCAGCUCAGCAACACGACAUUAACAAUUGUAGAUUUUGGAACGACGGCAACCCUUGCUGGAUGAUGGAAGCUCACACUCAAUAUCCGGAAAAAUGCAACGUCUGGGCGGGUAUUCUAAAUAAUCAAAUAAUUGGUCCAUUUUUUAUUGAGGGUAAUUUGACGGCAGCAAAAUAUGAAGAAAUGUUGAGAAAUGAGAUAGUUCCGGCAGUUCGGCAGAUUGUAGGUGACAACUUUGCGCAAACGUGGUUUCAACAGGAUGGCGCGGCACCUCAUUUUGGUAGAGAUGUUCAUCAGUCACCUGAAAUUCAAGUCGUCAUGAGUUACAAGGCAGAGCUAAUAAUCACUGCCGCAACGGAUCUCCACGGCAAAAUCGCCCGCACUCACGAGAACCUGAUGAAGCUGGGCGCUGCCAAGAUCACGAUGGGCGCCGUGGAAGCGCGUCUGCAGUCCUUGGAAAAAGGCAAUGCCUACCUCGGCAAUAAAGGGCUGCUGUUGGACCUUCUGCGUAGCCUCAAGACUGAGGAAAAGGAAGCUAGCACGAAGGUGUUAGAGCCGUCCUCACAAGCUCCUCGCACGACUCUUCCGAGGAUUCAGCUACCUCAUUUCUCCGGAAAUGAGAACUUCGAGCGCGCAUGGGAUGUUCUCGUUACCUACUAUGAGAACAAGCGGCUCCUGGUGCGCAGUUACAUCUCCCAGUUCACAUCACUCCAGAAGCUGAAGAACGAGUCCGUGGUGGAGCUGCGCAAACUCUGCCAUAGCGUGAAGAGCACCGUAGGCUCACUGGAGAGCAUUGGGCGCCCGAUCACGGAGGGCGAAGAUCUUUUCCUCUUCUUGGAUCGUCGGCUUCACACAUUGGAAUCGUUGCAGCCAGUCAAGGCCGAGGCCAUCAUUUCCAAGCCGAAUCCGAGUCUAACACAGAAGACCCGCACUCUCCACGCACGUAAGCAGGACGGUAAACGAGGUCGCUGCUCCCUAUGUGUCCAGGAUCACUAUAUAAUGUUCUGCGAUCUCUACCAGAGCAAGACGGCGGAGGAAAAGAGGCGUCACAUCGAGACGAACGAUUUGUGCCUGAACUGCUUGGGAAAGCACAAGGUAAGCGAGUGUGCCUCCCAAAAGACCUGUUCGUUGUGUCGCGCGCGUCACCAUUCGACCCUCCACGAGGCAUGUUCAACAGUCGAAGGCGCUAAGACGUCGCACUUAGCGCAACAUAAAACCGAGGCAACGAUGUCAGUGCUCCUCGCUACCGCACGCGUUCGCGUCAUGGACCGGUUCGGCCGCGCGCACACAGCACGCGCUCUGGUUGAUCAGGGCUCGGAAUCCUCGCUAGUUUCCGAGGCUUUAGCCCAGCGUCUUCGUCUGGGUCGGUCUCCUACCUCCGUCGCCGUAUAUGGAAUCGGCGGCAAGCAGACGGGCCUCGCACGCGGUCAGGUCACUCUCCAGAUCCGCUCUCUGUGCGACGGGCCCUUAAUAAACGUGACCGCCUUGGUCUUCCCCCAGCUCACCCUCUACGAAGGCGGAAUCAAGGCCGAUCGUCGAGCGUGGACGCACAUCCAUGGACUGGAACUCGCCGAUUCGGAUUUUUUGGCAACGGAUCCUGUGGACAUUCUUCUAGGAGCUGACGUCUACGCCAUGAUCCUCCAGGAAGGACGGCAGGGGAAAUUGCGAGAACCUGUGGCGCAAAAGACGGCGUUGGGCUGGAUAUUGUCUGGGGCCGUCGGUACGACUUCCACAUCGCGCCAUGCUUCGGCUCAUCAUUGCCUAGUCCAGGAAGAUCUGGGCGCUCUCGUACAGAAGUUCUGGCAGCAAGAAGAAUUAUCCGAUGCCGCUGUAGCUCUCUCGCCCGAGGAUCAAGAGUGCGAGAACUUCUUCCGCCAAACACAUUCGCGGUCCGCGGACGGCCGGUACGUCGUACGCCUGCCGGUCGUUUCCCCGCUGCCAGACUUCUCGGCAAUGCGCUCCACGGCGCUGCGAGUUCUCUUCAGCAUGGAGAGACGUUUCGCUCGGGAUCCUCCCUUUCAUGCUCUCUAUGCGGACUUCAUGCGGCAAUACGAAGACUUGCACCAUAUGUCUCGCGUGACUCCGGACGCCACAUCACGUAGGCCGGUGCAUUACUUGCCGCAUCACGGCGUCCUACGAAAGAGCAGCGUCACCACGAAGCUGCGCGUGGUCUUCAACGGUUCAACGCCGACUGCCUCGGGCAAAACCUUGAAUGACCACCUAAUGGUAGGCCCGAACUUGCUGCCUCCGCUCGCCGACGUGCUACUCCGUUGGCGACAGCACCGUUUCGUCCUAGCCACCGACGUCGAGAAGAUGUUCCGGCAGAUCCUGGUGCAUCCGGACGAUAAAGAUCUGCAAAGGAUCCUGUGGCGUGAUUCCCCGCAAGGCAGCCCUGCGGAAUAUCAGCUGAGCACGGUGACCUACGGCCUGGCGUGUGUGCCGUUUCUAGCAAUGCGCGCUCUGAGACAAUUAACCGAAGACGAAGGAAAGCAGUACCCUCUGGGAGCGGCCGCGCUUCUACGAGACGUCUACAUGGACGACAUCUUGACCGGAGCGUCGACGAUUACGGAGAUCCAGGAAAUGUGCAGCCAGCUGUCCAGUAUCUGCAUGUGGCACCCCGCCACGGACGACUUCUCCUUCGCCACCCGGCACAUUGCGCUGCCAUCCGUCACCAAGAGAUCCGUGCUGUCCUUGGUGGCGCAACUAUUCGACCCUCUCGGCUGGCUAGCGCCGGUCGUGGUCCGCGCCAAGAUUGCCUUCCAAUCAACUUGGCUUCAAGGACUCGAGUGGGAUGCCCCGCUCGACGACGUCUCCGCGUCAGCCUGGGUCGCCUUCAACGCCCAGAUACCAGCACUCGAGCAAAUCCGAGUACCUCGCUGGAUCAAUCUGAAUCCAUCUUGCACCCGCGUCGAGGUUCAUGGCUUCUCCGACGCCUCAGAACGAGCUCUAGUCACCGCCAAAACAAAGGUCACGCCGCUCAAACAGGUGUCGUUACCUCGCUUGGAGUUGAGCGCCGCCGUGCUUCUCUGCCGCCUAGCCAAGCACGCCAUGGAAAUCCUCGAUCUAACUGCGCCACUUCACUUGUGGACGGACUCCACCGUCGCGCUGGGCUGGAUCCGCGGCCAUCCAUCCAGGUGGCAGACCUAUGUCACGAACCGCGUCUCCGAGAUCCAGAGGACCACCCCGCAGGCUGCGUGGCAUCACGUACCAGGCCAGGACAACCCAGCCGACUGCGCUUCCCGAGGUCUCUUCCCCAAGGAACUGCUGGGUCAUCCGCUGUGGUGGCAAGGUCCGCCCUGGCUAAGGUUAGAAGCCGCCGCAUGGCCGACUGCCGUCGAUCACAUCACCGAGGAGCACCUGCCGGAGAGGCGCACCCGAAUCCACGUCAAGACCACAGCAGCAUCGACGAGCGAGGCCACCGAGUUGGUGCGAUUCUCCUCCCUGAAGAGACUCCUACGCGUGACAGCCUGGUGUCGACGGUGGCUGAGAGUGAAGGAAGGCCAUGCCACUUGCACUCACCGGAGCUUCCCCGGACUCCAUUCCGAGGGUCUCCUGCGGGUUGGAGGUCGGCUCAAGUACUCCAUCUUGGCCUAUGACGAGCGUCAUCCCGUCCUCCUGCCAAAGGGCUCGCACCUCACUCGGCUAAUCGUGGACGACUGCCAUAAACGAGCGUUGCACGGCGGAACGCAGCUCACUCUAUCAUUAAUCCGCCAGCAAUACUGGAUUCCACAAGGUCGAGCACUUGUCAAAGAGGCUAUCCUGCGAUGUCUUCCUUGUGUGCGAUGGCGGGCGGCGACCCCCCAACAGUUGAUGGGCGAUCUUCCACGAGAACGCGUAGUUCCAGCUAGGCCUUUUCUUCACACCGGGGUCGAUUAUGCCGGGCCAAUUCAACUCCGCACAACCAAGGGGCGCGGACACCGCUCCUACAAGGCCUUCGUAGCAGUCUUCGUCUGUCUUGCUUCCAGAGCCGUACACCUCGAAGUGGUCUCCGAUUAUACGGCCGAGGCCUUCCUUGCGGCUCUCAGACAGUUCGUCUCCCGCCGAGGCAUCUGUCGCAGUCUUCGGAGCGACUGCGGGACAACCUUUGUGGGAGCGAAUUCUCAGCUGAAAGCCCUCUUCACCGCGGCACGUCGGAAAGCCACCGGAUCGUCGACGGCCUCAUCUCCGAGAGGAUCGAGUGGAAGUUCAAUCCUUCCUCAGCACCGCACUUUGGAGGUAUAUGGGAGGCCGCAGUCAAGUCGCUCAAACAUCAUCUCUGACGGGUAA
Camponotus floridanus (Florida carpenter ant) is the source of this 4446-nucleotide messenger RNA. RefSeq lists its product as uncharacterized. The coding region runs from base 1 to 4446 and encodes 1481 amino acids. Lineage: Eukaryota; Metazoa; Arthropoda; Insecta; Hymenoptera; Formicidae. Gene Ontology annotation, molecular function: nucleic acid binding. The record is from RefSeq and is a predicted model, not a curated record. The transcript is spliced from 9 exons.